This is a messenger RNA of Dermacentor andersoni, 1131 nucleotides long. The record is from RefSeq and is a predicted model, not a curated record. Lineage: Eukaryota; Metazoa; Arthropoda; Arachnida; Ixodida; Ixodidae.
AUGGCUGAAGAAAGCAGCAACGAAUGCACGCCUCUUGACUUAAGCAUGAAGGCCGAAGCAGCACCAAGUACAAGCCGUGAUGGUACCCAGGGGGCUUCAUCUACAUCGGGUGCCUACAGAACGAUUUCCGACGACGCCUUGCCCUACCCGGGGAACACGCAGCACACGCCGACUACGGACGAGACUUGCAACGUCGACGGUGUCACUGAAAAUGGGAGCACAAGUUACCGGCACCUGGGGUUUAUCGGCAACAUCGAUCACGCAAGGCCCAGCACAAGCCGCGCUGGCAUGGAGGAAGCAUCAGCCAGUUUUGAAGACGGCGCCAUGAAUGCUACUGAAACCGGAGGAAGAGAACAGCAACUAUCCUGCGGUGCCAGCAGGAAGGUUUCCAGCAGACGGGACGCCUCACACGGGCAACCCAGCGAACGUACGGGAGGCACAGCGCCCAUGUUCAGAGCACGCGAUCAAUCGCCUGUCAACAAGUCGAACCACAAAUGCGAAACAUGUGGUAAAUUGCUAAGUAGCGCUGCUAGUCUAACUGCACAUUACCGCACGCAUACACACGAGAGACCCUACAAAUGCGGAAUAUGUCAUAAAUCAUUCGCGCACAGAGGCAGUUUCCAUGCGCAUCAACGGAUUCACACAGGAUUGAAACCGCAUAUCUGCCAAAAUUGUACUAAACCGUUCAAAAGCAAAGCGGCACUUAAUAUUCAUCUUAUAUCACACAGUAACGACAGACCUUUGAUUUGCGACAUAUGUAAUCGUUCCUUUAAGUACAACUCAACUUUGAGAAAACACCGCAAAACAUUUCACGAGGGUAAAAAGCCGUACGAGUGCUAUUAUGUCUACAAGGCAAGGAAACGAAUUCCGAGUAUCUGGAGGCCACCUGACAAGGACGACUGGAAUGAGCACGUACGUCGAACACAAGAGAUGCUAGACACCCUUGGGUCGCAGAAUCACCCUUGUGUCGCAGGAUCAGGACAACUCGCCCGCCUGCGCAUCAAGCACCAGCCAAGGACGGUCAUACAACGCUACAAUCUUCGACCACGCUUCGUCGAAUACCAGGCCGGCGACUAUGAUUGGAAACUGGACAAGCGCCCAAUGACAGAAAACAAGAUCCUUGCAACCUGG